GAGGAGUAGAAGAGAUUGAACCAUGAGAGAGAACCUUGCCUGUGUGUUAUCCCAAAACAUGGCCUUUACUGACUGUAUGAAACCCACUGACUUUGCUGCAGAAAAGAAGGGGAUAAAGAGGAAAAACUGGAGAAACAGAAUACGAUUUCUUUUGAAAACAAACUCUUCCAAGUCAAUGACAACCCGACCUCACAGGCCGACAGCUGAUGACGUGCAGCAGUGGGCGCAGUCACUUGACAAACUACUCAGUCAUAAAUAUGGAAAAGCUGCAUUUUAUAUCUUCCUGAAGUCUGAGUACUGCGAGGAGAACAUUGAGUUUUGGACGGCGUGUGAGGAGUUCAGGAUCCUCACGUCAAAGAAAGAGAUGGCGUCCAAGGCCAACAGUCUUUACGAGGAUUUCAUUCAAAAUGAAGCUCCCAAAGAGAUAAACCUGGAUUUCCACACCAAAAAUGACAUCGCAGAGAGCCUCCAUGAGCCAACUACCGCCUGCUUCCUGUCAGCUCAGAGGAAGGUCUACAGCCUGAUGGAGAACAACUCCUACUCCAGAUUUAUCUACUCUGACCUUUACAAAGAACUGAGUGCAGCUGCCAGGGGAGAGGGCAAGCACAUUAAGUCCUAGUCAAACUAGACUCCGGCUCCUGAAGUCAUUUGUUUACCACUGUGACUGUGUGAAGAGCUGAGGAUGUUCAUUCCAUGCACUGACACGGGAUAAUAUACUUCAAUGCAAAUCCUGAGAAUAAACAAUAACGGCGAGUAAGGGCAAAUGCAAAAAGGAAGCCAUUUUUAGACCAUCCUGCUGGGAGCUCACCACCAAUGAAGUUUGGAUGAUAAGGCUGGAUGCUAUUGCUGUAUGGUGCUGAAGGUGGCGCACAGAUCCUUUCCACCAGAUUGGAUUACAGUUGCAUUUUCUUGACUGGGCCGUUACCUGCACUAUUUAAAUGAAGUAUUUUUGGAAAUGAUGCGCUUUAAAAGAAUGGUGUUAAGGAUUAACUGCAUUCCCAGCUGAGAUGAAUGUCAAAACAUUUAAUGUAUCUCUUAGGGACAAUGCUGUCAGAAUAUAUUUGUGUGCUGAUUUCCACUUGAAGAUUUUGCACAGCUUUCAUACACACAGGACUUGUGUGUAAAUGAAAAUUACACUGUUUUGCUGUAUUUGCAUCAGUUUACACAUAAAGUGUGAUUUUAACUUAUAUUCACAACUUACACUGUAGAAUGUAUGUGACGUGAAAUUACUGUGAUAAUGUUAUGUUUUACAAAUAUCGCAUCUGUUGUUUGUGAAAUUAAGUUUACAGGCAGCUGGACUGCUUCAGAAAUAAAAUGUAUUCUUCAUGAAA
Molecule: messenger RNA, 1331 nt
Organism: Notothenia coriiceps (black rockcod)
Lineage: Eukaryota; Metazoa; Chordata; Actinopteri; Perciformes; Nototheniidae
Gene: rgs2
Product: regulator of G protein signaling 2
Exons: 5
Coding region: 23-619 (198 amino acids)
Source: RefSeq, a predicted model, not a curated record